AUUCAAUAGCUGUUUGGUAACUGUUGAAGAUGUUUAUUGCUUAUUUCUGAAUCUUUAAUUUGUACGACUUACUUAUUCUUUGUUACUUCUUCAUCCUUAAAUAGUGUAAGCCUAUUGUUUAAUAUUCUAUUGAACGAUAUUUAUGAUAAAUCCUUUCCUUCUUUAAAAAAAUUGCGCAAUAAUUAUGACUAAAAGCUUACAAGUAUAUAGACGCUUUAAUUGUUAUUGCUUUUGUAUUUCAUUAACAUUUAGACUAUCUUGUUUAUAUUACCUUCAGAAUGUGUAUUAAUAAUCUACUAACUAAACUGAGUGCUACUAAUCAGGAAGUCUUUUAAAUUGUAAUCAUUAAACAAUUACAUUAUCGCUCAGUAAAAAUAAUGAAUUUUUGUUAAAAUUAACUCGGAAAAAUAUUGAAAUAUUUUUGUUGUUUUAAUUAUAUAAUUCUAUAAUUAAUUACUUGAAAAGGAAUAGGAAAGAGUUUAUUUAUUGUUAUAUAAUAUUAAUAGUAUUAUUGUCUUGACUGAGGCGACACUGGUAUCAGAAAACUAGGAACUGACAGGUCAUUUACAAGAGAAACAUGGCUGAAUGCGAUUAUGUCUGUACACUGGAAGAUAAAUAUAUUAAGAAAGCUAAGGAUGAACUUAAUGAAAUACCCAGCGAUAGAUUAUCAGCUGUUAAAGCUCUAAGGGAAUGGGUUAAUGAGCAGAAGCAUCUUACAUUCAACACAGACACGCUAAAUUUGAUUAGAAUUUUGAGACACAGCAAGUUUAGUCAAGCUAAAGCAAGAGAGACAAUUGAGAAUGUGGCAAAGUUUAUUUCAAAGUCUAGAACCUAUUUCUCCAACUUGGAUGCCGAAGAUGACAAAUGUCAGUCAAUGCUUAGACGAGGUCAGCUUAUGCUAUUACCUGGAUAUGAUGAUGAUGGAAGAAAAGUAAUGCUAUAUAAACUAAAUAUGAUACCUUUCGACGAGUACAAGAGAGAUUAUAAGUUUUCCGUAAUGGUAAAAGUCAUGAAUACUGUAUUUAUAUCCCUGAUGGACGAUGAAAUGUUUCAAGUCAAUGGUGUUGUGAUGUUUUUCGACAUGACCGGCGUUACUUUGAAAAUGAUUUCAACAUUUAAUGACCCAGAGUCUAUUAAAUACCAUAAAGACAGUCAGAACGCCCAAGUAGGUCGACUAAAAGGUUUUCAUUACUACAAUAUUGGAGGUCUCUUUGAAGCUAUGUUUUCCAUGUACAAACCGUUCAUGAAGCAGAAGCAUAAGGAAAGGUUACGUGUACAUGAAACACUGGAAUCAAUUUAUCGAUACAUUCCCAAGAGAAUGCUGCCUAACGAAUAUUUACCGGAUGACUAUGACGGACCAAGAGCUGGAUCUCUUGUAGAGAUUGGAGCUCAAACAGCGGACGCAAUACUUAAAAAGAGAGAGAAAAUCCUAGAUUUUACUGAUCCAAAGCACAUAUCCUAUGAUGAAAGUAAAAAACCAUCAGCUGAACCCCUUCAACAUUUUAGAAAACUCAAUAUUGAUUAGAUGUAUAAGUAAUACAUAGUGCAAUGAUAUAUGUUCUUUUAUUUACAAAAAUUAAAAUAUAUUUUAAAACUACUCUAUUUUCUUUAACGUUUGAGAAUGUUUAGUCAUAGCCAUCAAUUCUUGACGUGUUCACUUCCAAAACUACAAUUGUGACCAUUAGUCACCUAAUCUAUAUGGAGUUAGGAAAUUUGCCAUAUUUUUUACGACCAUAUUUCACAAUAUGCUUGUGAAAAUCGAUAAGAAAAGCAGUUUAUUUACCUGGGGAUACCUAGGC
Messenger RNA from Dimorphilus gyrociliatus, 1799 nucleotides. Lineage: Eukaryota; Metazoa; Annelida; Polychaeta; Dinophilidae. The record is from the annotation of a GenBank genome assembly.